Epithele typhae is the source of this 627-nucleotide messenger RNA. RefSeq lists its product as uncharacterized. Gene Ontology annotation, biological process: RNA splicing. The coding region runs from base 1 to 627 and encodes 208 amino acids. Lineage: Eukaryota; Fungi; Basidiomycota; Agaricomycetes; Polyporales; Epitheliaceae. Gene Ontology annotation, cellular component: precatalytic spliceosome. The record is from RefSeq and is a predicted model, not a curated record. The transcript is spliced from 6 exons.
AUGUCCUCUCGGUACGACUACAGGAGACGGGAAUUGGAGCGCGACGAGCGCGACAAGGGCGGCGGCCGUCACCCACCCCCACACCGAGGAGGGCGAAGGAGCCGUUCACGGAGUCCCCCUCGCAGAGGCGACCGUGACCGCGAACCAGAUCGCAAGGACUACUACGGUCGGGACCGAGGAGACAGGCGCGACGACAGGAGGGACGAUCGCCGCCGCGACGACCGCGACGGCAGGCGAGGCGACAGGGAGCGCGACCGAGAGCGGGACAGGGACGGACGCCGCGAGCCCCCACCCCCGCCCGCGCUGAUCUGGAUGGACAAAGCAGUGUCGCUGACUUGCACACCCGUUCCAGGUACGCCCGGGCCCGAAUCUUCGCUCACGGGUGCCCGACAAGACUCCGAGAAGCCCACCGCUGAUGGUGAGGAGGAGGGUGAGGAGAUGGAGGCUACGAAUGGCGACGACGAGGCUAUGAUGGCUAUGAUGGGCAUGUCUGGCUUUGGUUCUACGAAGGGGAAACACGUCGAAGGGAACCAAGAAGGCGGAGUGGACAUCAAGAAGAUUCGGACAUGGCGGCAGUACAUGAACCGUCGUGGAGGAUUCAACAGACCGCUCGACAAGAUCAAGUAA